AUGAUGUUGAUGCUGAGUUUGGCCCUCGUAGUCUGCUUCCUAGCCAAAGGUUGCCACUCGCAGUUAAGUGUGUGUGGUGUGGCUCCUCUGAACACCAAGAUAGUGGGAGGACAGGAUGCUUCUCCUGGUUCUUGGCCUUGGCAAGUCAGCCUGCAGACUAAUGAUUUUCAUUUCUGUGGUGGAUCCCUCAUCAACUCUAACUGGGUUCUAACAGCGGCCCACUGCUUUGCAAGCAUUACUGCUUCACAAGUGACCGUGUAUCUGGGUGAUCAGUCACUGAGCAAUCAGACAAGUAAUCCAAAUGUGGUGUCCAGAUCUGUUUCUCAACUCAUCAUACAUCCCAACUACAGUUCAUCCACGCAUGACAGCGACCUUGCCCUGCUGAAGCUGAGCUCUAGCGUAACCUUCACUAAUUAUAUUACGCCUAUCUGCCUGGCUGCAGCUGGAAGCAAGUUCUUCAAUGGCACUCUGACCUGGGUCACUGGCUGGGGAAACACUGCAGAUGGAGUAAGUCUCCCUUCUCCUAAGACCCUGCUGGAAGUACAAAUUCCAGUUGUUGGAAACAGGAAAUGUAAUUGUUUAUAUGGAGUUGGAGACAUCACUGACAACAUGGUGUGUGCUGGAUUGUUGGCAGGGGGCAAAGACUCCUGUCAGGGAGACUCUGGAGGUCCACUGGUCAGCAAACAGAGCGGUGUUUGGGUCCAGGCAGGCAUCGUGAGCUUUGGUAUUGGCUGUGCUCAGCCAAAUUACCCUGGAUUGUAUACUAGAGUGUCUCAGUACCAAGACUGGAUCAACCAGCAGAUCACCAGCAACCAGCCAGGCUUUGUCACAUUCACUUCCACUGGCACUGAUGGAGAUCUGAAUGUGUCCUGUGCUGGCCUGCCUACUGUUGAUACAAACACCACUGUUUUCACUACUGCUUCAUCUGCGGUAUGUGGCAGUACCACGCUGAAUACCAUUACAGGAAGCGGCAACUCUUUGGCAUCUGCUGGUGUGUGGCCAUGGAUGGCCAGCCUGCAACGUAAUGGUACUCAUGUCUGUGGAGGAACACUGGUAGCUGAGCAGUUUGUCUUGAGCGCUGCUGAUUGCUUCUCAAGCUCCACCAAUGCUUCUGACUGGACUGUAAUUCUGGGUCGGCUCAAACAGAACGGCUCCAACGCCAAUGAGGUUUCUGUCAAUGUGACUAAAAUCUCACUGAGCACUGGUACAGUGAACAACAUAGCAGUACUGCAGUUGUCUCGCAAGCCAACACUCACAAACUACAUUCAGCCCAUAUGUGUGGACCUGGGGGACAACAGCUUCCCUGUCAACACUCAAUGCUGGGCAGCUGGCUGGGGUUCAGGAGGAGGAGUUGAGCAGAUUCUUCAGCAGUUUAACACUACUAUACUGGACUGUGGCAAUGCAUCUUCAUCUAGCAGCAGCAUCUGCACAGGAGUCACGCCCUUAGAACAGACUAAUAAAGGAGGUCCUCUGAUGUGUAAGAUUGGACAAUCAUGGGUCCAGGCUGCAGUUUUGAGCCUCGCCAGCAACAGUAGCACAAACACUAGCUCCAGUAACAGCACCAGGGCAGCAAGUGUAUCUGAUGUCCAGGUCUUCACUAAAACCUCAAGCUUCUCAAGCUUCCUGAAUACUACAGUGGGCUCCUUUCCUCCCAAAGCCAGCACUACAUCAUCUUCUCCCACCAUCAAUCCUGUUGGCUCCAGUGCAUCUUCAUUGUUUUCUUUCACGUCUCUCCUCCUGCUUUCACUUCCUGCUCUCAUUCAAAUGAGAAGUUAA
This is a messenger RNA of Pygocentrus nattereri (red-bellied piranha), 1776 nucleotides long. Its product is annotated as transmembrane protease serine 9-like. Gene Ontology annotation, molecular function: serine-type endopeptidase activity. The transcript is spliced from 10 exons. The coding region runs from base 1 to 1776 and encodes 591 amino acids. Gene Ontology annotation, biological process: proteolysis. The record is from RefSeq and is a predicted model, not a curated record. NCBI's taxonomy places the organism in Eukaryota, Metazoa, Chordata, Actinopteri, Characiformes, Serrasalmidae.